Penaeus chinensis is the source of this 2020-nucleotide messenger RNA. Its product is annotated as basic helix-loop-helix transcription factor scleraxis-like. NCBI's taxonomy places the organism in Eukaryota, Metazoa, Arthropoda, Malacostraca, Decapoda, Penaeidae. The transcript is spliced from 2 exons. Gene Ontology annotation, molecular function: protein dimerization activity. Bases 285 to 998 code for a protein of 237 amino acids. The record is from RefSeq and is a predicted model, not a curated record.
UGCUGACCGCCGUGGAGGGAGCAUGUGCUCGUCUACCCUCCUGAUGCUGGUCACGUGAUACCGGGCAAGAGAGCCAAAGUUUGAGAAGGGUCAGAACGAAAGAUCGUACCGAAAUGGCUCUGUUGUGUCAAACGAUGUGAGUACUGUACGAAUAGACGUGUCUCUUUCACUGUGAUGGAACGUUGCAAACUGAAAUAAACUUCAGUUGUAAAAAAUAUUUGUUUUCACUGCAAUCAUAAGUUAUUUAUUCACUGGAAAUUAAACUUGAAAUCAUAAAAGAGAUAAUGGCACGAUUAGACGACCAGGAAACGAUGAAAGGCAGUGAAAUGGGGACAGUAGACGAUAACAAUAACAGUGACAGCAACAGCAGCUCCCCCGAGGAGCACUCCGACGCGGCCAAGUCCCCGGGCCCCUCCGGCGGGAAGUACCAGCUGCGGCCGCGGUCGGUUCACGCCCGGCGCCUCUGCGACAGCGACUGGAGCUUCGGGGAGAGCCUGCGACACAAGCCGCGUGCGGCGCCGCUGUCCAGGUACCGCAGGAAGACCGCCAACGCCCGGGAGCGCUACCGCAUGCGGCAGAUCAACACCGCCUUCGAGAGCCUCCGCGGCGUGUUGCCGUCGUGGGUGUGCAGUCGCCGCGCCGCCUCGGACAUGACCAAGAUCGCCACGCUGAAACUCGCCUCCGCCUACAUCCGGUCCCUGCAGGACAUCCUGGACGGCAGCGCCCCGCAGGACACGUGCUCGUGGGUCCUCUCCGCCAUCCUGGACAACACGCCGCCAGGCCCCCAGAAGCCAGCCUCGCCCAUCCACCAGGCCUCGAGCGGGCAGUUCCUCGAGCACCAGGGUCAGGGGGCUGACCUGGUCUCCAUCCUGACGGGAGCCUCGUCGCACCAGGUCUUCCAAGACAACCUUGAGUCCUUCUGCUACAUGUCCCCGGUCUCGCAUAAUGACGACUUCUUGCUGGGCUGUGAACCGCCGCGAGUCUGGAGUGAGGCAUAGAGAGGAGGAGGGAGAGUGAGCAAGAGAGGGAGGAGAGAGAAGGAAGAAUGAACAAAGAAGAGAGGAGAGGGCAGAGAGGAGAGAGAGAGAGAGAGAGAGAGAGAGAGAGAGAGAGAGAGAGAGAGAGAGAGAGAGAGAGAGAGAGAGAGAGUCAGUAAGAAUGAGCAAUGGAAAAGGGGUAACUGAGAGAAAGAGUAGGAGGUCAGAGAGGAAAGAUCGAGAAAGCGACAGCGAGACUGAGGGAGGGGAGGAGAGAGAGAAAAGGAGAGAGAGAAAGAGAGAGAGAGAGAGAGAGAGAGAGAGAGAGUGAGAAAGAGAGAGAGAGAGAGACAGUGAGAAAUAGAGAGAAAGAAAGAGCGAGGAAGAGAGAUGAGAAAAGGGGAGAAAGGGUGAUACAAAAAACAACCAAGUGAGAGAAAACAAAAUAAAAGAGGAAAAAAAACACCAGAGAUAAAUAGGCAUGCUGAUUAUCUUCCAAAAGAAGAAAGUGUCACUCCGCAGAAAAUCAUUGAAAAGGGGGGAAAAAAUAUAUUCUUCUGGGUAGCCGACAUGUCUUAAGAAAUUGGAAAAAAAAAAAAAAAAAAAAAAAAAACAACAACAGAGAGACAGAGAGGCAAUAAGGAAAAAAACGGAAAUAAUUUGUGAUUAAAACACAAUCUUAAGCAGUUUGGAAAGUCACACGUGCCAUAAACUCCAUAAACUCCGAUAACUGAUACCGUUGAUCAAUAACUUUGACUUCGUUUUUCUUUUUCUUUUUUCAAGUGAAGUGGUAUUGAACUCUACGCACACAACACCACAGGCGUUCGGAUUCUAGUCAAGUAGUGGUGCCAUAACCUGAACGCUGUGAAGAUUGCGUCACUUAUUGGGAAUCGUAGAUUACAGGAAGGGUAGAUGUAGCGGACAGAUUUUUUCUUUUUUUUAAGAUAUAGAAAAAGAGGGGAAUAUAGAUGUACUAUAUUAGAACAUAAGCCAAUACGUUAUUUAUGAUGUAAUAUAUGUUGUUAUUAAAACGGUUUUCCUAA